AUGGAUGGAGAGGAGAUCCAGCAUGAGUUCAUUGACGUAGAUGAGGCUGGGUUCAACCUGACGAGAGCACGAAGGAGGGGAAGAAACAUCAUUGGCCACAGGGCUAUAGUCGAUGUCCCAGGGCAACCUGGGGGUGUGAGUCUGCAGAGCUUCCCGGUCGGUAGCACCGUCUCCAGAGGGGAGUCCAGGCUGCCCGAAGUGUGCGUGUGCGACUCUGAGCUGGGCUCCCCCGGCUGGAGGGAACCUCUGGACUGCGUCCGAGCGUCUGAGCUCUGCAACCAGAACAGCCAGUGCAGCUCCCGCUACCGCAUCAUGCGCCAGUGCCUGUCCGGCGGGGACAAGGAGCGCAGCGCCAUGCUGGCCUCCAAGGAGUGCCAGGGGGCGCUGGAGGUGCUGCAGGACUCGCCGCUGUACGACUGCCGCUGCAAGAGAGGCAUGAAGAAAGAGCUGCAGUGUCUGCAGAACUACUGGAGCAUCCACAUGGGCCUGACGGAGGGGGAAGAGUUUUACGAGACAUCUCCCUACGAGCCGAUCCAUUUCUCAGAGGAAUUCCGACAUGCCUCCAUCAUCUCAGGUACCGCUCCAGCGCACUCGUCUCUGGCGAAGGCGAGCCCCUGCUCGGAGGCAGGGAAACCCUGUAACCCCUGUCUGGACGCGGCCAAGGCCUGCAACCUGAACGAGACGUGCAAGCGUCUGCGAUCCGCCUACAACGCCAUCUGCAGCAAGGCCACGCCCCCACAGCCCUCUCUGGCCAAUCAGGAGCCCUGCAGCCGCAAAAGAUGCCAGAAGGCGCUGCGCCAGUUCUUCGAGCGGGUCCCCUGGGAGCUGAGCUACCCGCUGCUGUUCUGCUCGUGCCCGGACCAGGCGUGCGCCGAGCGCCGCCGCCGCACCAUCGUCCCGUCCUGCUCCCACCAGGAACGCCACAAACCGAGCUGCCUGGAGCUGCGGCGCACCUGUCGCUCCGACGCGCUCUGCAGGUCUCGGCUCGCUGACUUCCACAUGAACUGCCAGAUGACGUCUCACACGGUCACCGGCUGCCCUCACGACAACUUCCACGGCUGCCUCAUGUCCUACGUUGGCCUCAUCGGCUCUGACGUGACUCCCAACUACAGCGACAGCAGUCCGUCCAACAUCACCAUGAGCCUGUGGUGCAGCUGCCGCGCCGCCACCGGCGCUCAGGAGCGGGAGUGUGACGCUUUCCACCGCGACUUUACCCACAACACCUGCCUCAAAAACGCCAUCCAGUCAUUUGGUUACGGCUCAGACGGAGGGACUGUUCCUGUAACCGACCCAUCGUCCACCUUCUUCCCCGCCGCCCAGCCGCCAAUCAUCGCCAAACCCGCUCCGUCUCUACACGGCAACGCCAUCAAACCCAUGGACACUGCUUGUAUGUUCUCCACCUGUGCCAACCUGCAGGAUGGAGGCCAGAAGUGCGUCCCCUCUGAUGACUUUGAGUGCGAAGAGGCUCUGUUGGCUCAGGGGUCGAUAGACUCUCAGGACUCUGCAGGACCCAAGAGCAGCAGCCGGCAAUCAGCUCCACUCCUCCGCCACAUCUCUGUGACUGUGUGUGUCUCCGUCCUGCCAACGCUUCUACUCCUUGUCUCAUAAAUAUGAACUCACACACAUACAUGCUGUACA
Messenger RNA from Perca flavescens (yellow perch), 1638 nucleotides. It is a transcript of the gene gfra2b, whose product is annotated as GDNF family receptor alpha 2b. Gene Ontology annotation, cellular component: external side of plasma membrane; signaling receptor complex. Lineage: Eukaryota; Metazoa; Chordata; Actinopteri; Perciformes; Percidae. Gene Ontology annotation, biological process: nervous system development. Bases 1 to 1608 code for a protein of 535 amino acids. Gene Ontology annotation, molecular function: signaling receptor activity. The transcript has 11 exons. The record is from RefSeq and is a predicted model, not a curated record.